AUGACUGCUGAGCAGCCAAGUGCUCCAGCAACUACCACUGCCACCACAUCGGCAGACACGCUCGCCCUAGCAGGUCACGACGAGGAGCAGAUCCGACUCAUGGAAGAGCGCUGCAUCGUCCUCGACCACGACGACCAUGCCAUCCGCGAUGGUUCCAAGAAGGAAUGCCACCUCAUGACCAACAUCAACACAGGUCUCCUCCAUCGCGCAUUUUCCGUCUUCUUGUUCGAUCCCACCUCCGGCAAGCUCCUCCUUCAGCGUAGAGCCGUGGAGAAGAUUACUUUCCCCAACAUGUGGACCAACACUUGUUGCUCUCACCCGCUAGCCAUCAAGGGAGAAUUGGAGGAGCAGGACGAAAUUGGGGUCAGAAGAGCAGCGCAGAGGAAGCUGGACCAUGAAUUGGGUAUCCCGCCUGAACAGGUCCCCAUCGAUGAAUUUCAGUACCUCACCCGGAUCCACUACCUCGCCGAGUGUGGGGACGGCGUUUGGGGUGAACACGAGAUCGACUACAUUCUCUUCAUUACCGCUCCCGUGACCCUCAACCCUAACCCCAACGAGAUCUGUGACUACAAAUGGGUCUCGCCAGACGAGUUGCGCGUCCUGAUGAACGACCUCGACCCAGCCUCCUUCACACCCUGGUUCAAGCUCAUCGUCAACAAGUUUCUCUUCCCCUGGUGGGAUGUGCUGACUUCACGACGCACCACAAAGCCUGCUAGCAAGACGGCAGCAGCCGCCAAGGAGGAGAGCGAGGCAGAGGGAGUGCUGGAUGCCAAGCAGUUGAAGGACUUGCGAGACGAUACGAUCCAUAGAAUGCUUUAG
Microstroma glucosiphilum is the source of this 819-nucleotide messenger RNA. Its product is annotated as putative isopentenyl-diphosphate delta-isomerase. Gene Ontology annotation, molecular function: isopentenyl-diphosphate delta-isomerase activity. Lineage: Eukaryota; Fungi; Basidiomycota; Exobasidiomycetes; Microstromatales; Microstromataceae. The record is from RefSeq and is a predicted model, not a curated record. The transcript has 2 exons. The coding region runs from base 1 to 819 and encodes 272 amino acids. Gene Ontology annotation, cellular component: cytoplasm. Gene Ontology annotation, biological process: isoprenoid biosynthetic process; isopentenyl diphosphate biosynthetic process.